AUGUGUCAACUGUUAUGGAUUAUCAAAGGCGAAUUGGAAACCGAAUGGCUGCAGUCAGCUGGCCUCGGUUCUCUGGCGGCACCAUUCCAGGCCGGUUUGGAAGUUACCGAGGCCCAACUGGGUGAGGCAGUUAGGCCUCUGCCCAGGGAACAAGCUGCAGCAGUUCGACGGAGGGUUCGAAGACUCAACAGAACAGUUAGGAGAAAGCGAGCUGCUUCCAGAGCAAGAAAGCCAGACAUAAGGGAUGUGUUUAGGGAUUUGGAGAACUCAAGUGGUAGUGAACCGCGGUCGCGCAGCGCGACUCCCGACUCAUUGGAUUCUCUGCCUAGCGGCGGCUCUGGCAGCCCGCCGACCGAAUGGGCUGAGCCCGCUACGCCGCCGGACUUCGUCGACAGUUUCCCUCCUGUGAGCACACACGCGCCGCUAGCGCGCACUCCGUCGGCGCCAGCGGCGCGGCGCGCACGACAGUCGCCACCCUCGCCGGCCAGUCGACACUCUCCCCCGCUGCCCAUGCACGAACUGUUCAAACCUAAUGAUCUACACUGGGCUGAUAUUGCGACUAAUACUGAGGGAAUCGAACUUCUAGGUUACCAAAGAUACGGAACAGUUCAAGGGCCGAGGAUAGGAAAAGAACGAAUAAAUGGAUCCAUACUCAAAGACAAUGAUCCUUUCACAAACAAUAAACUUGCGCAUGCGCCGGUGUCUCGUGCGAAAAGCGCUGCGUCAACGCAGCAGCCGCUCAGCUUCGAACAUAAAUUUAAUCUCGACAAGCAGAUGCUGGAUCAGGAGGAGGAUUGGCCUGAAGAAGACAGCUCAGUUGAUAUUGAGAGCAUUGAAGAGCCGCAGCUUAAACGUUUGCCGCCUCUUCUGUGGUUGGAGCUUACAGCGCUCUUUGAUCGAUACUCGCUACCCUUCCAGAAGAGGAAAUCCCCCAAGAAGAAAAGGAAAGAAGAGGGUUCAGUAUUCGGUGUAUCUUUGGAAACGUUAGUGCGCAAGGAUAUGAUAAUUUGGGAAGAAACGUGGAGCUGCGCACCCAGCAUAGUUAGAGCCUUAGCCUCGGAGCUUCACCAGCGGACUAACGACGAGGGGCUACUCAGGGUGCCGGGCAAUAAACAGAAGAUCGAGGCUCUGUGCGGGCUGAUCGAGCGCGGGUGGUACUCGUCGCGCGGCGCGGUGGAGGCGGCGCUGGCGCGCGCCACGUCGCACGACGUCGCCGCCGUCUUCAAGCGCCUGCUGCGCGCUCUGCCGCAGUCGCCGCUCACGCAGGAGCUCAUGCGGCUCUUCUACCACACCUACUCACUCAGUGGCACAACCCAAGGUCGCACACUGAACCUGCUCGUGCUGCUCCUGCCGGCCGAACAGCGAGCCACACUGCGGGAGGUGCUGCGUCUCAUGAAAGAAAUCGUCGCCAGAUCGGACAUCAACAAGAUGAGCGAACAUAACGUCGCCAUGAUCAUCGCACCCGCUCUCUUUCCACCCAGUCUCCUCAUCAAGCCGUCGGACAGCCUGGAGACCCAGCUGGCCACGGCGGCCAACAGCUGCCACGUGACGGAGGCGCUGAUGCGGUGGUGCGAGCGCCUGUGGGUGGUGCCCGCCGCGCUGCUCGCCGCCGCGCGCCGCAAGCCCUCGCCGCAGCGCCGCCCGCACCACACCUGA
Messenger RNA from Arctia plantaginis, 1656 nucleotides. The record is from the annotation of a GenBank genome assembly. Lineage: Eukaryota; Metazoa; Arthropoda; Insecta; Lepidoptera; Erebidae.